GCAGGAAAGCGACAGCGUCUGUCCUCCCCUUUGCCUUUUGUGUUGCACUUAGGAGCUUAUGAGGGAAGCUGACAGCCACAAAUCUGUGAGAAGCUUCUACGAUGGUUUGCCCGGUUUGGGGGAGAUUUGCCCGCACACAUGCCUAUGUGGUGAGAAAGGCCGGUUGUAUCUGCAGUGCCCUUCAGCAUCGGGCCUGGGCCUCAAAGCCGGCGGCGUCAGAAUUUUCUGCCCAAGGAGCUCCAGGGUCCAGUGUGGUUGAAGUGCUGGGCAAAUCCUACCCUCAGGAUGACCACACCAACCUUACCCGGAAGGUCCUCUCCAAAGUGGGCAGGGAUCUCCACAAUCAGCGGCAUCACCCGCUGUGGCUGGUCAAGGAGAGGGUGAAGGAGCACCUGUACCGGCAGUACGUCGGCCGCGCUGGGACCCCGCUCUUCUCCGUCUACGACAGCCUGUCUCCUGUGGUCACAACCUGGCAGAACUUCGACAGCCUGCUCAUCCCAGCUGACCACCCCAGCAGGAGGAAGGGAGACAACUAUUACCUCAACCGGACGCACAUGCUGCGAGCGCACACGUCGGCACACCAGUGGGACCUGCUGCGCGCGGGGCUGAACGCCUUCGUGGUGGUGGGUGACGUGUACCGGCGCGACCAGAUCGACUCACAGCACUACCCGGUGUUCCACCAGCUGGAGGCCGUCCGGCUGUUCUCCAAGCAUGAGUUAUUCGCUGGUGUGAAAGAUGGAGAGGACUUGCAGCUGUUUGAACAAAGUUCUCGAUCUGCCCACAAGCAAGAGACACACACGCUGGAGGCUGUGAAGCUCCUUGAGUUUGACCUGAAGCGGACGCUCAGCAGACUGAUGACUCAUCUGUUUGGGGAGGGGCUGGAGAUCAGAUGGGUGGACUGCUACUUCCCCUUCACUCAUCCUUCCUUCGAGAUGGAGAUCAGCUUCCAUGGAGAAUGGCUAGAAGUUCUGGGCUGCGGGGUGAUGGAACAGCAGCUGGUCAAUUCAGCUGGAGCUCAAGAUCGAGUCGGUUGGGCUUUUGGCCUCGGCUUGGAGAGGCUUGCCAUGAUCCUCUACGACAUCCCUGACAUCCGCCUCUUCUGGAGCGAGGACGAGCGCUUCCUGAAGCAGUUCCUCCUCUCAGAUAUCAACCAGAAGGUGACGUUUCAGCCUCUUAGCAAGUACCCUGCCUUGAUGAACGACAUUGCGUUCUGGUUGCCCUCUGAGAAUUAUGAAGAGAACGAUUUCUAUGACUUGGUCCGAACAGUUGGUGGAGACCUGGUGGAAAAGGUGGAUCUCACAGACAAGUUUGAACACCCCAAGACACACAGGACCAGCCAUUGUUACCGCAUCACCUACCGUCACAUGGAGCGGACCCUGACCCACAAGGAGGUGAGACAUGUGCACCAGGCCAUCCAGGAGGCUGUGGUGCGGCUGCUGGGCGUGGAGGGCCGCUUCUAACGCCGCCUCCCCGCCGAGCU
This is a messenger RNA of Ochotona princeps (American pika), 1480 nucleotides long. RefSeq names its product phenylalanyl-tRNA synthetase 2, mitochondrial (gene FARS2). Gene Ontology annotation, biological process: phenylalanyl-tRNA aminoacylation. The record is from RefSeq and is a predicted model, not a curated record. Gene Ontology annotation, molecular function: tRNA binding; phenylalanine-tRNA ligase activity; ATP binding. Gene Ontology annotation, cellular component: mitochondrion; cytoplasm. The transcript has 7 exons. NCBI's taxonomy places the organism in Eukaryota, Metazoa, Chordata, Mammalia, Lagomorpha, Ochotonidae. Bases 102 to 1460 code for a protein of 452 amino acids.